AUGAGGGGUUGUAGGCGUUCUGCCUUGUGUGCCGUCCUACCAGCGGAAUAUAUAAGGGCCCAGUUAGAUGUUACGGGCCACCAGUUAGCAAGACAUCAGACGCAUGCCGUACAUGGACUUAUCGUGCGUACCCGCUUGGCAAUUAUUCCUCCUAGCGAGUGGCUGGCAAAUAUGAUGGGCCGUUCCGUGGCAUUUUCCAACUGCGGAAUUUACGUUAGUGGGUGCGGCAGUGAAACGCCUCAAUGCCAAUUUGGGUAUCAAGACUUCAAUGUUCUCUGUCAGCAACCAGCUCUGCUACCAGCGUCUGGGCAAGUUGCAACAUCCUAUCCAAAGAAGUGCUUCCGAGGAUGGUGGCAACGCGGGCGGGAUAGCUGUAUGUAA
Messenger RNA from Pochonia chlamydosporia 170, 381 nucleotides. RefSeq lists its product as hypothetical. The record is from RefSeq and is a predicted model, not a curated record. Lineage: Eukaryota; Fungi; Ascomycota; Sordariomycetes; Hypocreales; Clavicipitaceae. The transcript is spliced from 2 exons. The coding region runs from base 1 to 381 and encodes 126 amino acids.